Molecule: messenger RNA, 1733 nt
Organism: Uranotaenia lowii
Lineage: Eukaryota; Metazoa; Arthropoda; Insecta; Diptera; Culicidae
Product: methylosome protein 50-like
Exons: 3
Coding region: 434-1543 (369 amino acids)
Biological process (GO): oocyte axis specification
Cellular component (GO): methylosome
Molecular function (GO): protein binding
Source: RefSeq, a predicted model, not a curated record
CCUGUACAAAUGCGAUGAUUCCGCGUCGAUUGUUUGAUCUAUGCUCGCCCACACACUAUACAAACAUAUUUCACGCGAACACAAAUGAUUGCUGGCGAAAACAGCAACAGCAACAAAAAAACCAUCUCCACCCUGGCUGGGAGAAUGUUUUGUGCAAAAUAUUUCGAUCCCGACCGAUUUUACACCAACCGUUUGGGCGCUCAUUCAAGCAGUGCCAUACACUAUGCAAAUCGUGCUCACAGCGACAAAAUUUCAUCGAAUUUCAUCGCAUUUGUACAAAUGUUGUGUAGUCUAUGGCCCGCUUUAUCAAAAAACACGUGAAAUAUCGGUAUAGUUUUUUUAAAGAACAUACGUUUCUUUUUCUUACAAGAAACCAAAAAAAUUGGUUUUCUGAAAACUUGAAAAAAUACUGCAUGUACGAAAGAAACCAGAAAUGGAUAUUGGCAAACGAGUCAGCCUUGUUGACAUGUUCCGGGAGCCGGCUGAAUAUAAACCACCGGGGACGGCAGUUGAGAUUGCCGCUAGCCUCGAUUAUCCGAAUCUCAACUCCCAACAGUACCGCUUGACGGGCAAGCCAACUCCAGUUAAUCGGUUGUAUCCAUGUUUGGAUUUUGUCGUGCAAAACAGCGAUGAGCUGAUCAUCGUUGCUGGAAACGAUUUUCAAGGUCGUCGAUGGUGUUCCAGUUUUUACGGCUGGGAAGCACCAGAACGUGCGCUAGACGCAUCGAAGUCUUGCUUCAAACGACAAUGCCGGUACAGCAUAACGGCACUCAAAUUUACCAAGGAUCCAAAUCUGUUCCUCUUGGGGAACGACAAGGGUUCGGUUGAAUUGUGGUCAACCAGCAAUCCUGCUCGUGGUGAUGGUUUUUCACUUUACCAAGUGGAUGGACAAGCCGAGCACACCGAAGGGGUAUCGGCGAUGGAUGUUCUGGAAGCAGAAGACAGUAAACUGGUAACCGGUUCUAACGAUGGUUGUCUGAAGGUUUGGAACUGGGGAGCUCACUUACAAUCUGUGAGCACCAUGUACGGGGCACACACAGACGAAAUUAAGGGUUUAUCGGCCAACCGAAAGGAACAAUCAUUGUUUGUGAGCUGCUCGCUAGACAAGUCUGCUCUCUUGUGGGACUUGAGAAUUCCACGGUCAGCAUCGGCUCUUUUCGAGAACCAUAAACAUGCAUUCAGUACCAUUUAUUGGACAUCCAAGGACGAAGCCAACCGAUUGGUUGCACUCGGUGAUGAUGCAGGGUUCGUCCAUUUCGUGGAUACCCGCCAGCCGAAUGUUUUUCAACAUUCCGAGAAAGUUUUACGAAAACGAAUCCAUAAAAUUUCGUUCAAAGGGACUCAAUUUGCAGUAAUCGGAAACACCAAUGAAGUUAAGUUCUACGACGAUAGGUUCUCUCUGCGACAUGAGUGUACUCCAGCGCAAAACUACAUCCGUGACAUACUGUGGGAAACUAACCUACCGGAAGAAAGUCGAUCUUCUAAUCGUUCCAGCUGUUGGUUGAUCGGUUGGAACUCUUUUUUCCAACGAGUAGAAUUCUAGAUGUUUUUGUACAUUAUUACAGUACUCAUCUAUCGUAGUUUUAAGAUUGGUUGAAAAAUUUUACAUUUCAUCUACAUGCAUUUUUCCAUUGCCAUGCGCUAAUAAUGUCAUCAAUACCAACGAAUGUUACUUUAUUUUUGGAACAAUCGUAAUAAAUACAAACAGCUCAAUAAUAUUGAAGUUAUUCGCA